UGGGCAAAACCAUCCAGACGAUCUCGCUGCCGGCUCACCUGGCCUGCGAGAAAGGCAGCUGGGGCCCUCACCUGAUCAUCGUGCCCACCUCGGUGAUGCUCAACUGGGAGAUGGAGCUCAAGCGCUGGUGCCCCAGCUUCAAGAUCCUCACCUACUACGGCGCGCAGAAGGAGCGGCGCCUCAAGAGACAGGGCUGGACCAAGCCCAACGCCUUCCACGUGUGCAUCACCUCCUACAAGCUGGUGCUGCAGGACCACCAGGCGUUCCGCAGGAAGAACUGGAAGUACCUGAUCCUGGACGAGGCGCAGAACAUCAAGAACUUCAAAUCGCAGCGCUGGCAGUCCCUGCUCAACUUCAACAG
Molecule: messenger RNA, 361 nt
Organism: Onychostruthus taczanowskii (white-rumped snowfinch)
Lineage: Eukaryota; Metazoa; Chordata; Aves; Passeriformes; Passeridae
Product: helicase SRCAP-like
Exons: 3
Cellular component (GO): Swr1 complex
Molecular function (GO): ATP hydrolysis activity; ATP binding; histone binding
Source: RefSeq, a predicted model, not a curated record